UCGCACCGCCACGUCGCGCCGCGCGCAUCAAAGCUCCUCUAAUUAUACACGCCAGUGCUAGCCCAUAGCCCACUACCGCUCAUACCCGAUGACCUACUGACAGUGAAUUGUGUUUUCAUACCGCUUGUGAAAAGUGACCACGUCCACGAGCCGGCAAACGUACGAGAAAGCUGAUAUGAUAAAUAUUUUAUGAUUACACAAAUAUCGUAUACAAUAACCAACUGUUUGUGAAAUAAUAGUUUAAAGUAUUCAUUCAAAAUUACAAUAAAUAAAAUCAAACGGUGUUUUUAAAGGUGCAUAGAUAAUGACGGUGCAUUAAUUUCGUUACUUUCUUAGUUUUAUAUAAAACCAAGAGUAAAACAAUAAAAUCGUAAUGUCGUCUCGUACCGGUCAACGUGGUACGUCGGUAGCGACCAGUCAGCGGAAGUACCGGUCCCGGUCCGCCCCGCGGUACGACAUGGAAAAGAAGGCCAAGAAAAAGGAUCUCCGUACAUCAGGGACUAACAGUCUGGUAUCAAUACCAAACAGCAUGAAACUUAUCAUGCUUAAUAGUGGCCUCAUCUCCUUUGACCGAGUGACGUUUAGACCAGAGCUGGACGAUAACGGAUCAAUAUCAGAAACAAUACCGGACCGCCCCGUCGAGCUCAAGAACUUCGCGAAGCUUUGCGAGCAAAGAAGAAAAUUUCCAGUUCUUUAUAAAUUAGAAUUUCAGAUGGCAGUAAAGGUAGAAACGCAUUCUUGUCGACAUGCAGCAAAGAAGACGAAUCUACAUAAAAAUCAAAACCAGAAAGUAUUACCUUAUGAUUACAACAGGGUGGUACUGGACACAGUUGACCGGGAACCAGAUUCCGAUUACAUCAACGCUUCCUACAUAGAUAGUAUAUUAAAGCCUAACGCGUACAUAGUAACCCAGGGGCCAACCGAGGAGACUGUGGUAGAUUUCUGGCGUAUGAUUUGGCAGGAACGAGCUGCUGCCAUUGUCAUGUUGACUAAAACCUUCGACUUCAUAAAGGUCAUGUGUGUUCAGUACUGGCCACCAAAUAAAGAGAAAGACGAAACCUAUGGCGACAUCAGCGUUGGAAUUGUCCAAGAAGAAGAACUUGCCAACUUCCACAUUCGUACAUUCAGACUGUACAAAAGUGAAAAAAGUGUUGUGGUAGAGGAACGUUUCAUUCUGCAGUUCCAUUACACGCAGUGGCACUCCCACACGUGUCCCUUCAGCAACGCUUUACUGGAGUUCAGACGCCGUGUCAGGGCUGUAGUGGGCCGUCGAUUAGCAACUAAUCCCGCCGCUGGACCUAUGGUGGUUCACUGCAAUGACGGUGGCGGAAGGUCAGGCGUAUACCUAGCAAUAGACGCUAAUCUAGAACUAGCUGAAGAAGAAGACAGCUUUGAUGUAUACGGAUAUUUAAAGAAGCUGAGGAAAUCUCGAAAAGGUCUUAUCGAAAACGAGGAACAAUACAAAUUCGUUUACGACACACUGGAGGAGCAUGUUGUUUGCGGCAUUUCAUGGUUUCCAGUAUCGGAACUAUCACAAAGACUGAAGCAGAAAUCUCAAAGGGAUCCAGUAACAAAACUUAAUGAAUACCAAAAAGAGUAUCAGCAGAUUUGCAAACAGACUCCCCGGUUCACGAUCGGCGACUGUGCCGGCGGCCAUCGGGGAGACAACAGAGAGAAAAACCGGGAUGUUUUAGUCGUGCCUCCUGAUAAUUUUCGCCCGUACUUGACAUCCUUUCAAGGAAAUAGUUUUACGGAUUACAUCAACGCAGUAUUCGUUGACGGUUACACGAAGCCCCGUGAGUAUAUAGUUACGGAAUGGCCCUUAAUAAGAACUCAAGGAGAGUUUUGGUCCUUAGUGUACGAUUACGAAUGCGCCGCUGUUGUCGUAUUGUGUGUUCCUCCGAAAAAUUCUCAACAAUAUCCACCGUUCUGGCCAGAAGGACGUCAUUCUAAAAAGUACGGUCCAGUGUUUACUAUCGAUCAUGUUUCCCACAAUCAUUACACCAACAUCAAAACCUGGAUAUUUAGAAUUAACAAAAAGAUAGUAUCGCUGACGGAGCUGAUGGCCGGUGUGAAGGCGCCCCCGAAGACCGUGCAGUUGUUCCAGCUGACGUGUUGGCCGAUGGGCCACAAGGUGCCCUCCUCCACCAACUCCCUGGUCGAGCUCAUGAACAUGGUGGAGCGCUGGCGGCAGCGCACUGACUACGGACCUGUCUGUGUUGUCUCCCCAGAUGGACGAAGUCGUGCGGGAGUGUAUUGCGCGGCGAACGCCUGCAUCGAACAAGUCAUUCAACACGGCGAAGUUGAUGUGUUCCAGGCCGUCAAAACUGUGCGCCGACAUCGACCGCAACUUGUCGAGAACAUGACUGAAUACAAAUACUGCUACGACCUUGUGCUGCAUUAUGUGCUGCAUUAUUUAAAUAAGGACAUGAAUGAAAAAAAGUGAGAGUGUGAAUUGAAAGACGAACUCUGGUUCAUCGAGUUUGGACGCGGUGCGGCUCUACCCACAACGCCGGAGGAGACUAGUCCGACGGCACGGCCGCGCGACAAGCGGCAGCAACGCCCGCUGCGGCCUCGGCGCGGCUUGUCGCUCGACCGUUUGCUGCCGACUCCCUCGCGGCCGCCGCUGCCGCACGCAGCCACGAUGGAGGCACCGCGUCGACCUCGCCGCGACCGUCCACCCCUGCGCCGCUCCAUACGUCUCGAAGAUGAAGAAGGCGCAGCAGAGGAACGUCGCCGAGUAUUCGGCCACGGCCCGCGUGCUCCUUCUUUUGAUGAAGGAGACGUGAGCGACGAACACGAUGUAGAAUGUGAAUGUCGCAGAUCAUUCGAGCGUUCAGGUCCCUCCGCCGAAACGCAAGAAGAUGAAGACGAAUACGAACCAGAGUUCGUCACCUCUCCACCUAUCGAACCUUUACCGAAAGCACACCCGCACAUGCGCGGCGUUUCCGCAGACCGUGUACUGGACCGGAGGGACGGUAUGUUCGGUCCACGUGGACCUUCUCGAGCUCAUUCUCAAGGAGUAUUUGAGCGGCGAUUACCAAAGAUUUAUAAAUUGGGAUUGAUAGAUAAAUCUAAGCGAGCGAGUUCUAGUGCACUUUAUGAUCGAGCCGAUCGAUCUCCUACCGAGGCCUUCUACAAUGCGACCGGUUCAACGCGACUCAGUUCGCAGGAGCUAUUUGAGAAAUUUUGUUCAGAAGAUUUUACUUCGCUCUACGGACGGGAAGACGAUCGACGCCGGCGUCCCCCGCAUUCGAAGUCGACGGGAAGCAGCGGUUCGGAUGUCCGACACGAAAGAGCAUGUUGCAAGCGAACACCUUGCGGUUCGCAGCCGGCGCUUUCUCGUCGUCAAAUAUACCACGCUCCGCGAUCAGAUCGCUCCACGGACUCCGAAGAAAUGUCACCGCGGCGUGCCGGUAUAAGGCCUUUACCACUCGAAGGCAGUGUACAAACGUCAGAAGACUGUUCUCGAUCGGCCCCACUUCUUAGCCCGGAUAGAUUCGAGGCGCGCUUCACUUUUGAUAUAUCUGAAAGAAGCGAAGUUACUUCAAAUCGUGAUGAGACUCCGUCUGAUGCUACAGAGACACGGAAUCUAACUUUAUACGAGGAACCGCACUCCGAUCGUACCAGCAUUUGUGAAUUAUACGACGCCGCAUUUACAUCUCAUAGACCUUCUUUUAGAAGAGAUGGCUCGAAACGGCGAAUGGGUCCGUUUGACUUAAGCGCCCUAGACUUUCGACCUAUCGACGAUGAAAGUCCGCGUGCGAGUCGUCGUACCUCACAAAGGAGCGUCGAUGAUACUAUGCGUCAAACCUCGGAGACCCGAAGCUGGGCCUCGGAUUCGGUAUUCGCAACUCCGGAGCGUCGAGUAGCGGAUACGUCACCAUCUUCUACCGGUACUCGACGUUAUUUAGCGGUUCAGGUCGAGUCUCCUCGAGCUGAUUCUGCAGCGGCAGAUUCCACUCUCGCGGAUACUACCGUGACAGAAGAACCUAGUGUGAUCGAACGUUCCGAAUACGCGUUAGCUUUAAAGCUCGGGCGGAUAGACUUGGAGGAUGCACUAGAUCGCCCGGCGUCUACAUUGACAGCGGACAGUGCAAGAUUAUCUAGUAGGCCUUCUAUGCAUAAACUCGAACCCAUAGAGCCCGAACGCCUGUGUGGCGGAGCCGGAGGUGUGGCUGGUGGCAUUGAGAGCGAGGCAGAGAGCACCCGGGCGAGUUCCGUGGCAGCGGGGGCGAGUGCGUCAGCGACGUCGACGCUCGGCCGGCG
Papilio polytes (common Mormon) is the source of this 4269-nucleotide messenger RNA. It is a transcript of the gene Ptp36E, whose product is annotated as receptor-type tyrosine-protein phosphatase kappa. Gene Ontology annotation, molecular function: protein tyrosine phosphatase activity. The transcript is spliced from 17 exons. The record is from RefSeq and is a predicted model, not a curated record. Gene Ontology annotation, biological process: protein dephosphorylation. Bases 374 to 2446 code for a protein of 690 amino acids. Lineage: Eukaryota; Metazoa; Arthropoda; Insecta; Lepidoptera; Papilionidae.